AAAUGUAUAUGAGGCUGUUGGACUUGUGUGCCCAAAAAUUAGGGCUUUUUUUGUGCAGUGAAAGGAGUUUUGUUAAGUGCGAAUAGAUACAUGGAUGGAGAUGGAGGUUCGGCGAUCGCCACCGUCGGAAGCAUCGACCUCAGCCGUGGAGGGAAUCCGACGGCGGCGGUGGAUCUGACGGGUCAGGUCCAUCAGCUCCCCUGCUGUGUCAAGUACGAUGGACCUUGCUCUGUUUCUCACUACUUCAAACCCAAGCCCACUGGUAUGGAGGUGGAGGGACUGAAAAUGGAGGAAGCUUACUUCAGGGGAAGGAAGUUGCAAGGCACCACUCUUCCUCUUCCCCAAGGCUAUUCUGGCUCUGUGUUAGGAAAGAAGAGUGCUGACAAAAGAAAGACGUCUGAUAAGUGUGAAGAAAACUCAAAUUGUUGGGAGAUGAAUGCAAAGUUUCAAAGCAUGACAUUUUGGAAUCACAACAAUCUUCCCUCACGAGAUGAUGCUUUCUUGCGAUCCUUACAUUGGUUGACUGUCGCAAAUGCUGUAAGUCUUUGCUUGAUGUUGAUGCUCAAAAAGGUAAAGAAUAGAACUUAUGCAUUCUUAGAUGACGAUGUCUUGAUAUACUUCUUGUUCAAGGAUGUAUGAAGUAAAAUAUUUGUUUGGGAGAGAAGGGGGGGGGGGGGUUUUUUUUAUUGCCACAAUUAUUGCUAUCCAGAGAGCCUUGGAUGCAAAUAUCCAAUUUGCUGCUUCAAAUUACACUGGAAACAACUAUAACGGCAUGCAAUAAUAUGUAUUAAUCUAAAUAAUAAUUUUCUGCCGAGCCUAAAAUACUAGUGGUUUUCAAAAAAAGUGAAGGUUUAUAUGCAGGUCAAUAUUAGUCCUUUUCUGGGUGUUAAUUAUGCUUUUCUAAUCACUUAUGGAGGUUUGCUUAUGAAGAUUGCCUACCAGGUCACAUGUAUCAUAUCUUGGUAAUUUGUCCAGGCAGGGACCAAAACAAAGUUGUUUCAGUUACUUUUUGCAAAUGCUUAUGUUUUGGCAGAUUUAAGUUGAUCUUCUCAAAUGUCUUCUUAAAAUGCAUUUUUUCUUUGCAUUCCUUUUUCUGUAUCUGCUUACCAAACAUGAUUUUGGAAUUUGGAUUAAAUUUGUGUUUGGCAAUUUCUGGGUUGCCCAACAAACCCAUCCGACAUAUAUAUGGGCAUGUCUAAAGUUGAUUGUGGGUACAAAGGAU
Camellia sinensis is the source of this 1222-nucleotide messenger RNA. The record is from RefSeq and is a predicted model, not a curated record. NCBI's taxonomy places the organism in Eukaryota, Viridiplantae, Streptophyta, Magnoliopsida, Ericales, Theaceae.